AAUAGAUUGUGUUUGCUUUGUACUGCAGAGGUAGGAUCCUACAGCAUUGUACACAGGAAGAGCUGUUGUGCUACAACUUUUUGAGCAGGCAAAUGCCUUAGGAGGAUAAUGGUGGUCAACCUUUGUCAGCCACCUUUUCAGACCACUGUUCAGUGCAAUAAGCUGUGUGCUGAUGGCUAUGACGUCUCCAACCUUGUGUCGGAGGACCCUGCCCUCCGUCGGCGUGGCUUCAAAUUGGAGUACUUCCUGCGGCCACCUGUACAGGUGACGCUUGACUUCCGCUGGCAGGUGGAGGUGUGUGGCGUGGAUGUGGAGCUGUGGCCGGGUGGGAUGGACCAGAAUGGCGCCUCCCGCAGGCUGGAGGUCCACAGCAGCUCGGAUGCCAACGCUGACGCCACCCAGGGCCACUUUCUCCAGGUGGGCCGGUGUGAGAUGCGGGAUGGGGUGCUGGUGUGCUUCCGUGCCCCCCGGUUUCGCCCUCGCGCCCCCUUCCCCCAUCUGCCCCCGGCACCUUCUGACGGGGCCACGCAGUCUGACCUCUGGAGUCGGGGGCCGCAGUCCCUGGGCAGUGUCGCCCGGCUGCGCCUGACUAUUCCGUUCAGCAGCGCAGGCACGCAGCUCGGGUUCAAAGCACUGUCUGUGUGGGGGCUCCCGGCCCGCUCCAGUUCCCCUGAAGCCCUGGAGGAGUUCCAGAGGGCCUAUCGCCACUCCUUAGCCCCCACAAAACCACUCAUGCCCACCGGACCACCUGCCCCUGCCUCCACCAACACCCCAAAGCCCGCCACCCAUUCGGACCUGGAUGAAGCCGUUCCUGAGGAGUUCCUGGACCCCCUGACCCAGGAGCUGAUGGUUCUGCCCAUGGUGCUGCCCAGUGGGGCGGUGGUGGACAUCAGCUCCCUGGAGGAGUACCAGCGCCGUGAGGCCACCUGGGGACGCUCACCCAGCGACCCCUUCACCGGCGUGCCCUUCAGCUCGGACUCCAAGCCCCUGCCAUGUCCACUUUUGAAAUGCCGUAUUGAUCAGAUGGUCCUCCGGAAAGGGGGACGGCCAGGCGUCUGUGGGGGCAAGGAAGGGGCCACCACCCUGGGCCCGCAGGCCUCCAGGCUCAUCCCUCAGACUCCCAAACAACCACAGACGCCCACGUUACCCAACAGUUUACUUACCUCACACACCCAGCCGGGCUGUGCUACAAGCAAUGGUGCUGUGGACUGCCACACAUCCUCCUCAAGUGAUGGACCACCCAGUAACCAGGGCCUGGGUGAGGGGAUGACUCCAGCAGGAGGAGGGGAGAGUUCGGUCCUGAGGAGAAAGAGAGGGCUGGAUGCUUCUAAUCCAGACCUGGACAAACAGAUGGAUUGUGCAGUAGCUAGUAAGAGUACAUCCAAGAGAGCAGAGAACAGUUUACAGCCAUGCAAAAAAACAAGAGCAGACCAGCAAACGCACUCCCCAGACUCCCAUGAGGAGCGUCUGUCGGCCAGUCUGGAUGCAGCGCUGAGCUGUGCUCUGCAGGGGCUACCCUCCUACACCAGCAAGAAGAGGCCACAGGGCCACACCCCCGCCCCACACACAGGUGAGGAUCAGUGUGCCCUUUGCUCUGUGUCUCUUACCCGCUAUCCAACCAGCCCUGCGGCCUAUGCUCUUCCAUGCAGGCAUCUCCUCUGCCGCCCGUGCCUCACCCGCAAAGCUCCACCAAAUGCAGGAGGACCCCAGAUUGUUUGCCCCACUUGCGGCUCUGCUGCCGCAGCUAGUGCCGUCACACGUGUGCACCACUGAUCACUGGUGACCGCUGCAUGAAAUGAACUACAGACAGACCAAGGCACACAGGCACAGGGUACUGGCAAAGUGUGUUGAAAUAAACAGCAUGAACUUUGGCAGUUUGACUGGCAGACAAUGGCAUCAGCUCUUCUCAGUUGUGCUUCUCAGGGACUUUAGGACAGUUGAGUCCUUUUUCAUCUGAUACACUGCAAGUCAUUAAAUGGCGUACCCCUGGUCAUGUGGCCCAGGGCUUUGGCUGGGUGCCUAGGCAAGUGGAAAUUGAAAAGCAAGAGAGAAAGCAGCAGAGUUGAGCGUGAAAGAGAUGAGGGGGAGUGUGUACCCAAGGCUGACUUGCUUGUGUGGAAAGAAAGCAUGGAAGAGGAUGAAGGGAGGUGCAGUCCUGGCCUCUGGAGGUUAGAACACAAUGUGUCACACUCUCCACCUCCACCUCCCAAAGGCUCAUUUGGAUACUUUUGGACGUGUGAGUGCUGAGCAACUCAAAGGACUUUCUGAUCCACUUCUUUCCUCUUUUAGUGUCUACUCACAACUAUACUCUCUCUCUCUCUCUCUCUCUCUCUCUCUCUCUCUCUCUCUCUCUCUCUCUCUCUCUCUCUCUCUCUCUCUCUCUCUCUCUCACUUAGUAGACACUACCAGAUGUGGUCACUACAUAGACCCUUUCACACUCCUGACCUUUGACCUGGCCACAGAUGUUAUGGUGUACUGUUUGUCAGGAAAUAAAUGGAAUAUA
This is a messenger RNA of Sardina pilchardus (European sardine), 2503 nucleotides long. RefSeq names its product U-box domain containing 5 (gene ubox5). The transcript has 5 exons. Gene Ontology annotation, molecular function: ubiquitin protein ligase binding; ubiquitin-ubiquitin ligase activity. The record is from RefSeq and is a predicted model, not a curated record. Lineage: Eukaryota; Metazoa; Chordata; Actinopteri; Clupeiformes; Clupeidae. Gene Ontology annotation, biological process: protein polyubiquitination. Gene Ontology annotation, cellular component: nucleus. Bases 109 to 1773 code for a protein of 554 amino acids.